CCUUGUUUAGCCUUUAGGAAGUUCGGAGGAAGUUGCGAUCAUAUAGCCAUCUGAGCAACCAAGGUCAGAAGAUGAACUGAUUUGAUGUAAAGAUGGCCAACUCAUUUUCUAUUCUCCUAUCGUACAUCGAUAACCUCCUGUGGUUAUGCACACAACUAUUUUACGGAAUCUUGCUCAUCAUAGACUUUAAUUAUAAGCUUGUGACAACUCUUUAUAGGGGCUUUGUCCAACUAUGGGGGCUGUCAGUACAAGUAGCGAUAACUAUUGGGAAUGCAUUUGUGUCCAGCAUCGAGUUCCUUGCAGAGUUGCCUGUGAAGAGUUUUCAUCUGGGAAAUUAUCUGCUAGAACUUGUUCGGAACCUGGUGAGCAAUGCUAGCCAGGCAUUUACGUCCUGGUUUUGGGUGACACUAGCAAACGGUUUGGAGAUGUUGACAGCCAUCUUCAAGAAUCUAGGACUGGCAUUCAUCAGUGUUUGGACUAAAUUGUUUGAUUUACUUGUCUUCCACUCUACCCAGCUUGUGGAUGUCAUCACCUCACAACUUGAAACCACCUACAACGAUGUAAACAAAGCCAAAGCAAACACUGUACAUGUCCUGCACAGUGUUGGAAGUGAGAUGCAGGGAUCUGUGCUGGGUGUUUGUAACGUAAUCUUUGAGUACUUCAUCACUGUAGUGACCUACCCCAUUGCCAUCUUUAACGCAUGCACCAAGAGUAUUCUUGAAGGAUUGUACUUCUGUGUGAGAUUUUUUAAGGCUAUAGUAGAUUCUUCUGUGAGGAUUUUUGAAGAUCUGAUUGAAAUUGUUUACUCCAGCAUCAGCAGUAUCGCAAAUGGUCUUUAUUAUAUUAUGAACACGUUGACUGAUAUUGCCACAUUUUGUAUCACAGUGAUAGACUGCAUCAGCCAAACGCUCAGUGCAUUUUUUUAUAGUGCGGCAGAAAGUUAUUUGUCAAUAAGUUCGUUCAUGGUAAAGAAUUGGGGUGCCCUCUUAGCUCUUGCUCUCUGUGUCACCCUUGUGUGGGUCACCAUCAACAUGACUAGGCAGCACGACAGAAAUAUCUUCCAAGAUCUCAUUCGAUUUGUAAAAAGCUUCACACAUUAUCUACCCCAUGCGAUUGAAAGGGAGCCGGUGAGACCUGAAGGCCACCUUCACCAUGACAUUCGCCCUCAAGGUCAGCAAAGAGUGGAACUUCAAGAUCGGAAUGAAGAGAAUGGAAACACUGGUGCUGGCCAGGAUUUGCCAGUUGGUUUAGUAGGAGAAGGGGACCAGCCUGGUCCUAGUAGGCCCAUACACACUCUGCACUCACCAUAUUUGUUACGAUCACGACCUUUCACCCCAUCAGGUGAGCCCUCUGGAGGAAACAACCCAAUAGAAAGCACCAUGAGUGACCUUAAACACAGAUUAAGCAAGGAACAAGAAAGAAAGACAUGCGUGGUGUGUCUGGAUGCGGUAAAGGAUACGCUCUUCUUGCCCUGCCGACACCUUUGUGUCUGUCUACCCUGCGCUGACAAGAUAGUAAGCAAUGCAGACAUACUAUCACGGAGCUGCCCUCUGUGUAGGACUAGGAUUGGAUCAAUUGUUGAGGUUUACAGUUAAAGAAAAUAACAUUUUGCAGGGUCAUUCAAAAUGAGCUUCCUUGCUUGCACGUUUAUUAACUUUAUUUGUUUUUCAUCAUUUGAAAUGAUAAUUUCUACUUUUCUAGCCAGAUUUUAUUUUUGUAAAUGAAAGUACACAACACAUGUACUUGAAUUAGGCCUUAGUGCAGGCCUGCAUGAAUGUGUUUUCUUUCAUUGUUCAGAGAUGGUGACGAAAAUAUAUUAUGUAUGUAGGACAAGUGUUUGGUCUAUUGCUGUCGUAUCCUAUACCUGUACAUUUACAUUGCCAAUAAUAAUGGAAACUGACCAAAUUACCCAUUUCUUUCUUAUUGAUCUGAUCAAAGCUUAAAUAUUGCCAUCUACUUAAAAAAAAAUACCAGUAGUUAGAAUUCAGAUGCAGCCAUUAACGUAUAGAAGAAAAUACCCUAGGUUUGCCCUUUGAAUGCUUAAAAUCUAAAACAAUGAUUUAGGCAUCAUCCCAUCUAAAUUAAAUGUAUAUGAUUUUGUACUUCAAACAGAUUGACUGCAUG
Messenger RNA from Strongylocentrotus purpuratus (purple sea urchin), 2124 nucleotides. RefSeq lists its product as uncharacterized. Gene Ontology annotation, molecular function: ubiquitin protein ligase activity. Gene Ontology annotation, biological process: ubiquitin-dependent protein catabolic process; protein ubiquitination. NCBI's taxonomy places the organism in Eukaryota, Metazoa, Echinodermata, Echinoidea, Camarodonta, Strongylocentrotidae. The coding region runs from base 93 to 1595 and encodes 500 amino acids. The record is from RefSeq and is a predicted model, not a curated record. The transcript is spliced from 2 exons.